Messenger RNA from Fusarium venenatum, 1317 nucleotides. RefSeq lists its product as uncharacterized. The record is from RefSeq and is a predicted model, not a curated record. Lineage: Eukaryota; Fungi; Ascomycota; Sordariomycetes; Hypocreales; Nectriaceae.
AUGCGUCUCUCUAGCAUCAUUUUUUCCCUCGCGAGCCUAAUGGCGACCACAACUGCCCUGACGGUCAAAUCCACCAAACAAUGGACCAUCGGUACAGACAUCCAGGGUUCUGAACGACUUAAUGGUGUAAGCUAUCAAGAAGAUGCUCUCAUCACAUACGGCGACUAUCAAUAUGUAACCUUUUACGAAACUGCUCCAGCAGGCUACCUCAACCAUUUUGUCCGACUUGGUCGAAGAAAGAUUUCACCAAGCGUUGCGGAUUGGGAGUAUCUUACGCUUGAUGACUAUACUCAAAAGACGAUGGAUGGGCAUAACAUGAUUUCCAUGGGGAUUUCGGGUGAUGGAAAGAUUCAUCUUAGUUUUGACCAUCAUGAUGUACCCAUCAACUACCGAGUCUCGAAGGCAGGUAUCGCCAAGAACAUCCCCUCCAAAUGGUCUUCGGAACUGUUUGGUCCAGUUAUUCACUCGUUGGAUGGAUCGACAGGGCCUUAUUCACCUUUGACUUACCCUCGUUUCGAACCACUCCCAAAUGGUGAUAUGCUUCUCGAGUUUCGCAUUGGACAGUCUGGAUCUGGCGACAGUUACAUCCAUCGCUACAGCUCCUCCACAGGCAAAUGGCAAGCUCAAGGGAUGUACAUCCAAGGUGACGACAACAACGCAUACAUCAACGGACUUGACUACCUUGACGGAAAACUUUACACAUCUUGGACUGUACGAGAGACACCAAACGCUGACACCAAUCAUGGCGUCUAUUUUGCCUACUCCAAUGACGAUGGCAAGACCUGGCUCAACACUAAUGGCACCAAGCUUACCAAGCCUUUCUCGACUUCUGAUGCAAGCACUCUGAUUUGGGAUAUACCACAGAACAGUCGUAUGGUCAACCAAGAGGGUCAACUUGUCGAUACCAGGGGACGUUUCCACAUUCUAAUGAGGGAUUUGCUGUCUGGAGAACAUCUCUACCAGCAUUACCUACGAGAUACCAACGGAAAAUGGACCAAAAACGCGAUCAACCCAGCUGGUCUCAAUGGCCCUGACCUGUAUGAUCCAAGAGGCAAAUUCGCUGGAGACGCAUCAGGCGAAUACCUGUUCGGACUUCUUCCAGACCCGGUGAAGCAAGCUACAGGAAUCUACGUGGCAACAGCUUCCAAGGGUUUCAAGGACUGGGCAUCUCUGGCUGAAAUCCCUAACACGUCUACUGAGCCUUUAUUCGACAAGGCACGGCUGCAUGAGUUUGGUGUUUUGAGCGUAUUUGUGAGGCAGGCUGGUGGAUUCCCGGAUAGAAAGCUGCAGGUUUGGGAUUUCGAGUUGGAUCUAUAG